GGCCUGAGGUUUCAGUGAGGGGAGCAACAGGCUGGCUGGUGGCAAGGGGGCAAGGGCUGCAGACAGAAAGAGGGGGGGAGAGAUUAAAAAUACCAACAACAAAUCAACAAGCAGCUGAGGAGAGAAAGGAAGUGGACGUUAGAGGGAGGCUGAGAUCGAAACUGUGCAGCUGCUGCAGGUGGAGAUCUGUCACCUCUGAACCACUGGAGGAGACACGCCGAGCGUUGAGACUCUGACAGAGAAGAGGACAGCCAUGUUUUCAGUCAGACCAGAGAUUCAGCCGUAAAAGACAAGAGGCGGUCGCCCCCCUCCAACAGAUCCCCCACCGGCCCUCAACGCAACCCUCACCACAGCGGCUCCACAGACGAACAGGAGAGCCCCGAGAGAGUGGUGCAGAAGGAGAAGCUUCAUGCAGAACUGAAACAGGUGCUGAGUCAGAAGAGAAGUCACCUGAGAGAGUCCACCUGCCAACUGGCCCAACCAGAGAUGGACCCGGAUCCCACAGAGGAACAGACAAGCGGGGAUGAGGCCUCCAGCUCCAUGCUCAUCGUGGUGGAGACGCAGGCGGAGGCCGGCGCCAGCGGCUACAGCGUGACUGGCGGAGGAGAGCGAGGGAUCUUUAUCAAAGACGUCCUCAAAGACUCUCCAGCGGCCAAACAUCUCAGUCUGCAACAAGGGGACCAGCUGCUGAGCGCCAAGGUCUACUUCGACAACGUCAAGUACGAAGAUGCGCUGAAGAUCCUUCAGUGUGCGGAGCCGUACAAGGUCAGCUUCCAACUGCAGAGGACCAUCCCCGGGGCAGAGGUCAGCGUGCGGCCUCGAGUUCCCAGUGUGGAGGUCAAAGGUCCCAAAGCCAAGAUGGCCAAAAUGAGUGUAAAGGGCACCAAGCCGUUCAAGGCCAAGAAGAAAAGAGGCGGUCGCUUUGGUCUGAAGAGGCUGAAAGAGAAGCGCAGGGAGGAGCUGGUGAUAGAGGGAACGCCCCCCCGGCUGGAGAUGAGCGAUGUGGACGUGGAGUUCUCUCUCCCCAAAUUCAAACAGAGGAGGAGUGUGAAGGUGGAGGCAGAAGGAGCAGCAGCCGGAGCCAAGGCAAAGAGGAGGAUCAGGUUUCCUCGUAUGAAAUCAAAGGGAGGAAAAGUGGAAACAGGACAGAUUGAGGGACAUGCGAAUAUUUCUCCGUCUGAGUUGCCUGGAGCCAAAGUGAAAACCAAAGAAAAGGGACACAAAUUUGGAAUCGCCUUUCCAAAGAGCAAACACACAAAGGAUUCUGGAUCUGUGGAGCUGAAGCCGCCGGGUGUGAACAUCCAGGCACCAGCAGUGGACUUCAGCUUGUCUGGUAAUAGAGACAUGGACGGGGAGAGGGGAGCGCUCAAGUUUAAUGUGCCGGACGUGGAGUUUGCUCCCUCUUCGGCUGAGGCAUCUUUGCCCACUGGGAAGGGAAAAGCAGAUAUCAAAGCUCCAAAAAUCAACAUCAAGGGAGGAACGGAUGCAGCUGAAGGAAAAGGAGAUGCAAAGCUCAGAUUGCCAAAGUUGAAAUUACCCAAAGUUAGACUCUCACGUCAUUCAGAUGAAGUAGAUGGUGACAUCAAGAUAAAAGCUGGAGGGGUGAAAAUGCCCAGUGUUGACGUAACACCUCCAAAAGUAGGAAUCAGAGGAGGUGGGGGGAUUGUUCUCCCUGAAGCCAAGUUGGAGGGUGACCUCUCAGGAAAAGCUGCAUCUAUUCAAAUUCCUUCUGUUGACAUUUCUUUACCGAAAGUGAAGGGAAAGUCCGACAUUGACGUCUCACUCCCAGAGUAUAAAGGAGCUGGGAAGACCACAAUCAAAAUGCCAACCCUUGACAUCUCAAUGCCUGAUGCUGAGUUGGAAUUGGACACCGGACGGAGAAUACCUGAUGAGGUGGAGGGCACUUUCAAAGGGCCCAAAAUCUCCAUGCCAAAGGUUGAUAUCUCAUUACCUAAGAUGGGAUCACCUGAUGUGGAUAUGGAAUGUCCAGAGGGUGGAGGGAAAUUCAAUUUACCUUCUGUUGACAUCUCUCCACCAAAGGUGCAAAUGGAGGGUGGAGAUGUGGAUAUGGACUAUUUUGUUGGUGGUGAUGGGAAGUUCAAAAUGCCUAGUUUUGACUUAUCUCUCCCAAAUAUUAAGUCACCAGAAGGAGAUGUAAAUAUAAAAGGACAAAAGCUGGAAGGAGGCUACAAGUUGCCCAAAGUAGACUUGACCCUUCCCAAAGGCAAAGCCGGAACAACUAAUAUUGAAGGAGAAGGAAAAUUUAAUAUACCAUCAUUAGACAUAUCUCUCCCUAAAGUGAAGACAGGGGAGUUGGACGUCAACAUUGUUGGCCCUGAAGUGAAAGGACAUAAAUUUGGAUUGGUCACACCUGAUGUUGAUGUGUCUCUGCCUAAAGGCAACAUUUCUGGAGACGUAAAAGUCGAAGGACAUGUUGACAAGGGAGGAAAAUUCAAAAUGCCCACCUUCGAUGUUUCUGUGCCCAAACUGAAACAACCAGAGGGUCACAUGAACAUAGAGGGGCCCGGAUACGAGGGUGGACAUAAGAUCCAGAUGCCCUCUGUUGAUAUAUCUCUGCCGAAAGGAAAGAUGGGGGGUGACAUUGAAAUAGAGGGUCCAUCUACUAGAGGAGGGAAAUUCAAAAUGCCCUCACUUGAUGUCAGACUCCCUAAGAUGGGGACAUCUGGAGCUGAGGUUGACUUGCAAGGACCUACGAUUAAAGGGGGGGGGAUUGAGGCACCGUCAGUGGACAUUUCUUUACCGAAAGGUAAAUCCAAGGGUGAGGUUGACUUAGACGGAAAGGGAGGCAAGUUUAAAAUGCCUUCGUUUAAUGUAGAUCUUCCAAAAAUGAAAUUCCCUGAGGGCGAGGUGGUUUUGCAGGGACCUAAAGUUAAAGGUGGAAAGAUAAACAUGCCCACUGUUGAUAUCUCAGUCCCCCAAGGAAACCUAGAGGGAGGUGGGAACAUUGAUGGUGGUGAAUUCAAAGGAGGCAAACUUAGCAUGCCCUCUGUGGACAUUUCUCUCCCAAAAACGAAGCUACCCGAAGGAGAAGUAAAGCUAGAAGGCCCCGAACUUCCAAAUGUUGACUUGUCACUUCCCAAGGCAAACGUAGAGGGCAACAUGGAGCUUCAGGGCGGCGGUGGUGGCGGAGCCAAGUUUAAGAUGCCGACUUUCGACAUCUCACUCCCAAAGAUAAAAACAAAAGGAGAGGUUGACAUUGAAGGGUCUGAAGUCAAAGGGGGAGCAAAGUUCAACAUGCCAUCACUGGACAUCGCUCUUCCUGCCAUGAAGUCACCACAGGGGGAGGUGAAAGUCCAAGGUCCUGAAUUUAAAGGAGGAAAUAUCCAGAUGCCUUCUCUUGAUGUGUCACUACCCAAGAUCAAGUCACAGGGAGGUGACAUUGACAUCGAAGGUCCACAGUUUAAGGUUAAGUCACCAGAGGCAGAUUUAGACCUAAAGGGGACUGAGAUUAAAGGUAAGAUAGAUAUGGAAAUACCUUCGGGAAAAGGAGGCAAAUUUAAGAUGCCUUCAUUUGAUAUGUCUCUACCAAAGGGGAAGUUGCCUGAGGGAAAUAUUGGCCUUGAGGGACCCUCAGUUGAUAUCUCCAUCCCAAAAGGAAAAGCAGUGGGUGACAUUAAAACUAAAGGUAAAGAAGGACAUUUUCAAAUGCCCUCAAUUGAUGUUUCUCUUCCUAAAAUAAAAUCAAAGCGAGGUGAAAUCAACAUUGAGGGUCCAGAACUCAAACGUGGGGAAAUUAAAAUGCCAACUAUUGACAUUUCACCCCCUCAAGGAACAUUUGAAGGUGACAUCAAUGUCAAAGGUGAAGGAAAAGGUGGCAAGUUCAACCUGCCGUCUGUAGAUGUCUCCCUACCUGCAGUAAAAUUCCCUGAGGGUGAUGUGAAUUUUCAAGGUCCAAAAGUAAAAGGUGGGAAAUUUGAAAUGCCAAAAAUCAACAUAGAGCUUCCCAAAGGUAAAGCACAGGGAGAUAUUGAUAUUGACAUUCACUCUGGAAAAGAUGGUAAUAUUGAAAUACCAUCCUGUGCUGUUGGAUUUCCUAAAGGAAAUGUCACAGGUGACAUACAUUUUGAAGGUCCUGGAGGGAAAGGGGGGAAGAUGAAGAUGCCAAAAUUUGAUAUUUCAUUACCAAAAGUAAAUUUUCCUGAGAGUGAUGUAAAAUUCAAAGGGCCGGACACCAAGGGCAGAAAGAUUGAGAUGCCAGACAUUGAUAUUACUCUUCCAAAAGGAAAAGCUGAAAGUGACAUAAAGGUUGAAGGCCCUGAGAUGAAAGGGGGAAAAUUCAAAAUGCCAAAAUUUGGUGUUUCUUCACCAAAAGUGAGUCUUCCAAAGGUUGAUGCCAAUGUGGCAGGACCAGACAUGAAAGGAAAAAUUGAAAUGCCAACAGUUGAUAUCUCACUUCCAAAGGGAAAGCUGGAUGUGGAUAUUGACAGUGAUGGGCACAGUGGUAAAGGAGGCAAGUUUCACAUGCCCUCAGUCGAUAUCUCUCUUCCUAAAAUCAAAGCAAAGGGAGUCGAUAUUCAAGGACCUGAAGUCAAAGGUGACAUUUCACUCCCUCAAAUUAAGUCUCCAGAGGUAGAUAUCAGUCUUGAGGGUCCUGAUGUUAAAGGAGGGAAGUUUAACAUGCCAACUGUUGACAUUACACUCCCUAAAGGAAAAGUCAAGGGUGACUUUGGUGUCGAGGGCCCUGAGGUGAAGGGUGGCAAGUUUAAAAUGCCAAAAUUUGAUGUGUCUCUACCAAAGGUUAGUCUCCCAGAAGGAGAUGUCAAAAUAAAAGGCCCAGACAUGAAGGGAGGGAAGAUUGAGAUGCCAGACAUUGAUAUUUCACUCCCCAAAGGAAAAGCAGAAGGAGAAAUUGAUAUUGGAGGACAUGCUGGUAAAGGAGGCAAGUUCCAUAUGCCCUCUAUUGAUAUCUCUCUUCCUAAAAUGAAAGCUAAGGGACCAGAGGUCAACAUAGAAGGUCCUGAACUUAAAGGGGGAAAGAUGCACAUGCCAGACAUCGACCUUUCACUUCCUACAGGAAAAGUUGAUGCUGACCUCAGCCUUGAGGGCCCUGAGGUAAAAGGAGGCAAAUUGAAAAUGCCCAAAUUUAAUGUUUCACUUCCAAAGAUGACUCUGCCAGAGGGUAGUGCCAAACUGGAAGGACCUGAUGUUAAAGGGAAGUUUGAAAUGCCAAACAUUGAUGUUUCACUUCCUAAAGGAAAAGUAAAGGGAGAGGUUGACAUUGAGGGAGAUGGUGACAAAGGGGGCAAGUUUCACAUGCCCUCAAUUAAUAUCUCUCUUCCUAAAAUAAAAUCAAAGGGAGCUGGUGUUGAUAUUGAGGGACCUGAACUUAAAGGAGACAUUUCAUUUCCAGAAGGGAAAGUUGAGGGUGACUUAAACGUUGAAGGCCCUAAGAUAAAAGGGGGAGAAAUCAAUGUUGAAAGCCCUGAAGUGAAGGGUGGCAAGUUUAAAUUGCCAAGAUUUGAUGUGUCUUUACCAAAAGUGAGUCUCCCAGAAGGUGAUGUCAAAGUAAAAGGCCCAGACAUCAAGGGAGGGAAGAUUAAGAUGCCAGACAUAGAUAUUUCACUCCCCAAAGGAAAAGCUGAAGGUGACAUAAAUGUUGAAGGCCCUGAGAUGAAAGGGGGCAAAUUCAAAAUGCCAAAAUUUGGUGUUUCUUUACCAAAAGUGAGUCUUCCAAAGGUCGAUGCCAAUGUGGCAGGACCAGACAUGAAAGGAAAAAUUGAAAUGCCAACAGUUGAUAUCUCACUUCCAAAGGGAAAGCUGGAUGUGGAUAUUGACAGUGAUGGGCACAGUGGCAAAGGAGGCAAGUUUCACAUGCCCUCAGUCGAUAUCUCUCUUCCUAAAAUCAAAGCAAAGGGAGUCGAUAUUCAAGGACCUGAAGUCAAAGGUGACAUUUCACUCCCUCAAAUUAAGUCUCCAGAGGUAGAUAUCAGUCUUGAGGGUCCUGAUGUUAAAGGAGGGAAGUUUAACUUGCCAACUGUUGACAUUACACUCCCUAAAGGAAAAGUUGAGGGUGACUUUGGUGUCGAGGGCCCUGAGGUGAAGGGUGGCAAGUUUAAAAUGCCAAAAUUUGAUGUGUCUCUACCAAAAGUUAGUCUCCCAGAAGGAGAUGUCAAAAUAAAAGGCCCAGACAUGAAGGGAGGGAAGAUUGAGAUGCCAGACAUUGAUAUUUCACUCCCCAAAGGAAAAGCAGAAGGAGAAAUUGAUAUUGGAGGACAUGCUGGUAAAGGAGGCAAGUUCCAUAUGCCCUCUAUUGAUAUCUCUCUUCCUAAAAUGAAAGCUAAGGGACCAGAGGUCAACAUAGAAGGUCCUGAACUUAAAGGGGGAAAGCUGCACAUGCCAGACAUCGACCUUUCACUUCCUAAAGGAAGUGUCAAACUGGAAGGACCUGAGAUAAAAGGAGGAAAGAUGCCAGCAAUACCAGCUGUUGACAUAUCUGUUCCAGUGGGUAACGUGGAAGGAGAUUUCAACAUUCAAGGACCAUCUGGAAAGGGAAAGAUUGAAGGACCAAAAAUAAAUCUCCCAAAGUUUGAUUUUGACCUCAGCCUCCCUUCUGGUUUGAAAGACAUUAGCCUUAAAAUGGACACCAGUAGUCCUGAUGCAUCAGGAGAUAUGGACAUUAAACCAGCCAAGUUGAAGGUUAAGGGUGCAGACAUCGAGACAGGUGCAGCACUAAAACUUCCCUCAGUCAAAUUACCAACAGUUGACAUCAAAGCUCCAAAGGUGGAUUUAGACUUUGGUCUUAAAAAACCGAAAGGGGAUGAUGUGGAAGUGGAGCUUCUGAAAGCAGAGGGAGGAAGGCCUUCUUCAGGGAUCAGCUUCGAUUUACCUGAUGUCUCCCUCAAAAUCCCCAGUUUUUCUUUUCCCAAGUUUGGUGCAAAGUCCAAGAGUGGUGAAUUAGAGAUAUCAGGGAAAGGCCCUAAGGCAGAUGUUUCCCUCGGCCCACCACAUGUGGAAGGAGAGAUAAGAGCACCAUCAGUAGACUUUGAUGGGGAUGGAAAAGUCAAGGUGAAAAAAUCUAAAAUCAAAAUGCCCAAAUUUGGAAUAUCCAAAAAAGAUACAGAUGUUUCUGUGUCUUGUCCUGAUGUGGAUGUUAAAGUUAAAAAAGGGAAAAUCGAUAUUCCAAAACCAGAAAUCAAAUUUGAGAGCCCAGAUGAUAAAUCAAAAUACAAAGUAAAAUUCCCGAAGUUUAAAAUAUCGCCACCAAAGGGUCAACUGCCAGUGGGAGAAGUUGAUGCAAAACUGGAGGCAGAAGUUGAAGGAAAAGGCGGCUUCCAUGCACCUGAUGUCACUAUCAAAUUACCCAAAUUCUCCAUGCCAGGAUUUGGCUCAAGGGAAAAAGAUUUGGGGAAGCCACAAGGUGACAUUGGAGCUAAGGCCAAGGUCAAGAUGCCCUCCAUUGAGCUGUCGCUACCAGCAGCUAAAACUCCAGAGACUGAGGUUCUUCUCCCCAAAGCAGAAGUUGAUGUUACAGAGGCUGAUAUCAAAGGUUAUGAGGGAAACCUUAAAAUUCCCAAAAUGCCAAUUAUUAACGUUUCUAUUCCAAAAAUAGACCUGGAUCUAUCCCUGCCAAAAGGAAAGUCCCAAAAGAUCGAAGGACCAGAAGUAGAAUUAAAAGCAGGUGAAGGAAAGUUCAAAAUGCCUCACAUAACAAUGCCAGAUGUUGACCUCUCUCUGCCCAAAGGAAAGAUUGAAGGUCCAGAGGUGGAGCUCAAAGGAGAGGGUGGAAAGUUCAAAAUGCCCCAUCUCAGCAUGCCCUCUGUUGAUAUUUCACUUCCCAAAGGGAAGAUUGAAGGUCCAGAAGUUGAACUGGAGGGAGGUACCGGAGGAAGGUUCAAAAUGCCUCAUAUGAAAAUGCCAAAUAUUGACCUCUCUCUCCCCAAAGGAAAGAUUGGAGGUCCAGAAGUUGAAAUGGAGGGAGGUACUGGAGGAAGGUUCAAAAUGCCUCAUAUGAAAAUGCCAAAUAUUGACCUCUCUCUGCCCAAAGGAAAGAUUGAAGGUCCAGAAGUUGAACUGGAGGGAGGUACCGGAGGAAAGUUCAAAAUGCCCCAUUUCAGCAUGCCCUCUGUUGAUAUUUCACUUCCCAAAGGAAAGAUUGAAGGUCCAGAAGUUGAACUGGAGGGAGGUACCGGAGGAAGGUUCAAAAUGCCUCAUAUGAAAAUGCCAAAUAUUGACCUCUCUCUGCCCAAAGGAAAGAUUGAAGGUCCAGAAGUUGAACUGGAGGGAGGUACCGGAGGAAGGUUCAAAAUGCCUCAUGUGAAAAUGCCAAAUAUUGACCUCUCUCUCCCCAAAGGAAAGAUUGAAGGUCCAGAAGUUGAAAUGGAGGGAGGUACCGGAGGAAAGUUCAAAAUGCCUCAUAUGAAAAUGCCAAAUGUUGACCUCUCUCUGCCUAAAGGAAAGAUUGAAGGUCCAGAAGUUGAAAUGGAAGGAGGUACCGGAGGAAAAUUCAAGAUGCCCCAUUUCAGCAUGCCCUCUGUUGAUAUUUCACUUCCCAAAGGAAAGAUUGAAGGUCCAGAAGUUGAACUGGAGGGUAACGGAGGAAAGUUCAAAAUGCCUCAUUUGAAAAUGCCAAAUAUUGACCUCUCUCUGCCCAAAGGAAAGAUUGAAGGUCCAGAAGUUGAAAUGCAGGGAGGUACCGGAGGAAAAUUCAAGAUGCCCCAUUUCAGCAUGCCCUCUGUUGAUAUUUCACUUCCCAAAGGAAAGAUUGAAGGUCCAGAAGUUGAACUGGAGGGAGGUACUGGAGGAAGGUUCAAAAUGCCUCAUAUGAAAAUGCCAAAUAUUGACCUCUCUCUGCCCAAAGGAAAGAUUGAAGGUCCAGAAGUUGAAAUGGAGGGAGGUACCGGAGGAAAAUUCAAGAUGCCCCAUUUCAGCAUGCCCUCUGUUGAUAUUUCACUUCCCAAAGGAAAGAUUGAAGGUCCAGAAGUUGAACUGGAGGGAGGUACCGGAGGAAAGUUCAAAAUGCCUCAUAUGAAAAUGCCAAAUAUUGACCUCUCUCUGCCCAAAGGAAAGAUUGAAGGUCCAGAAGUUGAAAUGGAGGGAGGUACCGGAGGAAAAUUCAAGAUGCCCCAUUUCAGCAUGCCCUCUGUUGAUAUUUCACUUCCCAAAGGAAAGAUUGAAGGUCCAGAAGUUGAACUGGAGGGAGGUACUGGAGGAAAGUUCAAAAUGCCUCAUAUGAAAAUGCCAAAUAUUGACCUCUCUCUGCCCAAAGGAAAGAUUGAAGGUCCAGAAGUUGAACUGGAGGGAGGUACCGGAGGAAGGUUCAAGAUGCCUCAUAUGAAAAUGCCAAAUAUUGAUCUCUCUCUGCCCAAAGGAAAGAUUGAAGGUCCAGAAGUUGAAAUGGAAGGAGGUACCGGAGGAAAAUUCAAGAUGCCCCAUUUCAGCAUGCCCUCUGUUGAUAUUUCACUUCCCAAAGGAAAGAUUGAAGGUCCAGAAGUUGAACUGGAGGGAGGUACUGGAGGAAAGUUCAAAAUGCCUCAUAUGAAAAUGCCAAAUAUUGACCUCUCUCUGCCCAAAGGAAAGAUUGAAGGUCCAGAAGUUGAACUGGAGGGAGGUACCGGAGGAAAAUUCAAAAUGCCUCAUAUGAAAAUGCCAAAUAUUGACCUCUCUCUGCCCAAAGGAAAGAUUGAAGGUCCAGAAGUUGAACUGGAGGGAGGUACUGGAGGAAAAUUCAAAAUGCCUCAUUUCAGCAUGCCCUCUGUUGAUAUUUCACUUCCCAAAGGAAAGAUUGAAGGUCCAGAAGUUGAAAUGGAGGGAGGUACCGGAGGAAAGUUCAAAAUGCCUCAUAUGAAAAUGCCAAAUAUUGAUCUCUCUCUGCCUAAAGGAAAGAUUGAAGGUCCAGAAGUUGAACUGGAGGGAGGUACUGGAGGAAGGUUCAAGAUGCCUCAUAUGAAAAUGCCAAAUAUUGACCUCUCUCUGCCCAAAGGAAAGAUUGAAGGUCCAGAAGUUGAACUGGAGGGAGGUACCGGAGGAAAAUUCAAGAUGCCCCAUUUCAGCAUGCCCUCUGUUGAUAUUUCACUCCCCAAAGGAAAGAUUGAAGGUCCAGAAGUUGAACUGGAGGGAGGUACCGGAGGAAAGUUCAAAAUGCCUCAUAUGAAAAUGCCAAAUAUUGAUCUCUCUCUGCCUAAAGGAAAGAUUGAAGGUCCAGAAGUUGAACUGGAGGGAGGUACCGGAGGAAAGUUCAAGAUACCUCAUAUGAAAAUGCCAAAUAUUGACCUCUCUCUGCCCAAAGGAAAGAUUGAAGGUCCAGAAGUUGAACUGGAGGGAGGUACCGGAGGAAAGUUCAAAAUGCCCCAUUUCAGCAUGCCCUCUGUUGAUAUUUCACUUCCCAAAGGAAAGAUUGAAGGUCCAGAAGUUGAACUGGAGGGAGGUACCGGAGGAAGGUUCAAAAUGCCUCAUAUGAAAAUGCCAAAUAUUGAUCUCUCUCUGCCUAAAGGAAAGAUUGAAGGUCCAGAAGUUGAACUGGAGGGAGGUACCGGAGGAAAGUUCAAGAUGCCUCAUUUCAGCAUGCCCUCUGUUGAUAUUUCACUUCCCAAAGGAAAGAUUGAAGGUCCAGAAGUUGAACUGGAGGGAGGUACCGGAGGAAAGUUCAAAAUGCCUCAUUUGAAAAUGCCAAAUAUUGACCUCUCUCUGCCUAAAGGAAAGAUUGAAGGUCCAGAGGUGGAGCUGAAAGGAGAUGGUGGAAAAUUCAAGAUGCCCCAUCUCAGCAUGCCUUCUGUUGAUAUUUCACUUCCCAAAGGAAAGAUUGAAGGUCCAGAAGUUGAACUGGAGGGAGGUACCGGAGGAAAAUUCAAGAUGCCCCAUUUCAGCAUGCCCUCUGUUGAUAUUUCACUCCCCAAAGGAAAGAUUGAAGGUCCAGAAGUUGAACUGGAGGGAGGUACUGGAGGAAAGUUCAAAAUGCCUCAUAUGAAAAUGCCAAAUAUUGACCUCUCUCUGCCCAAAGGAAAGAUUGAAGGUCCAGAAGUUGAACUGGAGGGAGGUACCGGAGGAAAAUUCAAAAUGCCUCAUAUGAAAAUGCCAAAUAUUGAUCUCUCUCUGCCUAAAGGAAAGAUUGAAGGUCCAGAGGUGGAGCUGAAAGGAGAUGGUGGAAAAUUCAAGAUGCCCCAUCUCAGCAUGCCCUCUGUUGAUAUUUCACUUCCCAAAGGAAAGAUUGAAGGUCCAGAAGUUGAAAUGCAGGGAGGUACUGGAGGAAAGUUCAAAAUGCCUCAUAUGAAAAUGCCAAAUGUUGACCUCUCUCUGCCUAAAGGAAAGAUUCAAGGCCCAGAGGUGGAGCUCAAAGGGGAGGGUGGAAGAUUCAAGAUGCCUCAUAUGAAAAUGCCAGAUGUUAAUAUCUCACCUCCCAAAGGAGAGAUUGAAGGUCCAGAAGUUGGGUUUGAGGGAGGUACUGGAGGAGGAAAAUUCAAAAUGCCUCAUUUGAAAAUGCCCUCAGUUGAUAUUUCACUGCCCAAAGGAAAAAUUGGCAAAAUUGAAGGGGCAGAGCUGGACAUAGGGGUAGAUGGAGACAAAUCUAAAAUGCAACAAGUGUCAAUGCCCUCAGUUGACAUUUCAGUGCCAAAAGAAAAGACUGAAGGCCCCAAAGUUGGGAUGAACUUACCAACUGUUGAGGCAGGAGGGAAAAUUAAAUUACCACCAGUCUCGUCGAUAGAUGUAGAAAUUGGUGCGAACUCUAGUAAAACUAAAAAAGACACGGGGGAAGUGGAUUUGCAUGUUGAAGGAGAGCACAAAGGUCUGAAACUCAAAAUGCCAACAAUAGAUAUCAAAAUUCCAAAAGGAGACUUAGAGCUUGAUAUAGGACUCCAUAGAGGAGGGGAUAAAACGGACAGGAAGAAAGUUGAACUACCUGACCUGGACCUCAACACAGCAGGAACCAGCAGCAAAGUAAAAGGGCCUAAAGUCAAAGGAUCAAAAUUCAAGAUUGGAAAGACAAAAAAGAAAACUGGCAAAGAUCUGACAGAAACGGUCAAAGAAGGAUUUGAGUGCGAAGUUGAAGUUGAAACUCACAAUGGACAUAAAGAGGGCAAAGAUCGUAUUAACAUCUCCGUGCCAGAGGUUACAGUUCCAGGUGUUAGUAUGAAAACCGGACAAGGUUCAGCCAACCUAGAAACAGGGGGAGCAGUUGAACUGUCAUCACCGAGUGCAGAAAUCAAAGUCCCCAGGAUUCCAAACAUAGAUUUUGAUAUUGGUACAUCACAAGAUGAAGAUGUUGAUAAAACAGAAAAAGGAAAGAAAAUCAAAAUCCCAAAGUUUGGUGUCGCAUUACCCUCCAUCUCCUCUCCUGAGAGAAGACUCUAUGGGCCAGAAAUUCAGUAUGAGGGCCCUAAAAUGCCCAAAGUAAAGAAAGCUGUUUUUGUCUUGGUAAAUCCUUCCCCAACAGAUGAACCUACUCCAUGCACAGGGCUCCUGCAGGGGGCGACAACAGCCGAGAUCGAUACAGAGGACGUCAAAGUGAAGUUACCCAAAAUCAAAAUGAAGCCAACCUUUGGGAAGACAAAAGAUAAAUCAGCCGCUGCGAGCACAGAGAGAGAAGGGGGGAGAGAGGAGAAGUCAAAGGGAGGGAAGGUAAAAAUGUCUAAAGUGUCAUUUUCUCCUGGAAAAUCGGGGUCAUUUGAUGUCAAUCUCAAGGGAGACGGUUCAAGUUCAAGUCUCAAUGGUGAAGACGCUGCAAGUCCUCACAAGGACGACAAAGGGACAUUCACUGGUAAAAUCAAACUCCCAAAGGUGGUGUUCACCAGUCCAUACAGCAAGAUGGCUGCUGGGGCGGGAGACACUGAAACGAGUGGGAAACUAGGAAAGGAGUUUUCAAAGGAUGUGGUGUCAUCUCAUGCCAGAACAGAAAUGCUGGACAGGGACAGCUCGGAGUCCCCUGGUGGCUCGGCCGCGGAGUUCAGCUCGACAAAGGUCCGUGUUUGGAGUGAGGUGGACAGUAAAAGUGCAGAGUCUGAAGAAAGAGAGUCUUCCUCCUGGUUCAAGGUCCCAAAGUUCACCCUGAAGCCGCACUCCAAAGGCUUCCUUCGGAUAACCCCCGAGGGUUCUCCUCAGGCCAUGAGGAAGGGGGAGGUGGGAGGUGAGGCCGACGUCUUGGGAUCCUUCUGCCUCAACACCUCAGGGCUGGACUUCACCACCCUGGAAAGCUCAGAAGAGCACCAAGUGUCCUCCACCGAGUCGGAAACUCUCACCACGGUCACCAAGACCACCCGAGUCACCCAGUGUUUGGUUUCCACGGAAACACGAACAGGUGAAUCCUCGACAACCGUGACGACAACCGAGCAGGAGUCAGACUUUAAACACUGAGGACGCUGUAAUGAUUUCUUCGACGUCUUUUCAAUUGUUUUGUUUUUCUUUGGUGAGGUUGCAGUGUUCUCGUUAAGCUCCGCCUGCAACGUGGCAAACCUCUCUUAAAGAAAAGUUUUUACAUUAUAUUUGAAUAGGUUAAGUAUGAAUGUGAUGAAAAGCAAUGACAUUUCAUCAACCAGCAAUACUGUUACUAUUAUAUCAUAUAUACUUCCUUUUUUUUUCAUUUUAAAUGUGGCUGUUAUUUUGUUUUGUUCAGUUAGUUUAGUCCUGAUUAUUAUUGGAUUUCGUUUGGUUUUAAAAGGUUUCACUCUGAAUGUAAACAUGUCAGAUUGCUUCUUUAUUUAUUGUUGUUUGUGUGUUCACAAAAACGCUGGAAUGAGUCAUUGACUUACAUCAGCUUCAUGGAUUUGACCGUGAUUUUAUGAUUAGUUCAAAGUAAUUCAUUUUGAGCCACGACAGUACAGGCCAGAGUAAUAUUUAUGUAAAUAUGACUUUAUUUAAAUUGCUUUUUUGAAGCGGUAGCCCUUCAAUCUGAAAUGUAAUUAUUUUCAUAUUCACCAGAGUCAGGAGUGGAAGUUAUAUUUUUUUUGACCUGAUAACAUAUUUUGUUUGUCUUGAAGGAAAAGUGUGAGCUUUUUGGGAUCAUGGCUUGUUCUCAUUUUCUGCCAUAGUUUUUAUAUUUGAUUCAUUUAGCUGGUGCUGUUACCCAGAGAUAGUCACAGUGAGUGGGCAGGACACUCUGCGCUCUAUCUGCUGUGGGGAUCGAACCUGUGACCGCCUGGUUGAAGGUUGCUCUCUGACAUUUAAGCCAACCUGCUGCUAAUCUAUUUUAUGUAUUUACUGUACACUGCCAGAUAAAGACACCACUGUAUAUUAAAGAUACACCUCCUGAGUGAUGUUGAUGUUUUGAUGACAGCAGACUGGGAGGAUAUUUCGGGUUCUAUGGGUAAAUGCUAUUGUAAAGGUAAAAAUAUAUAUCUAAAAUAAACCUCUAAAAAUGAUAUCACUAAGGCUGCUACAAUGACACACAGGCUAAGGAGUGGCGAGCCUUCUGCUUUUUACAAAGGCCAUCACCUAACAAAGUAAAUCUAUAGACAGAAGAGAGAGGAUCAAGUUCCUUUACCCCUUAUUCUUCAGGUGUAUCCUCCAUUUACAAUAAAAGUUGCUUUGAGGGAGAAAAUGUUGUCUUUUGAAUAUUUAUUACAUAUUUAAAGUUUCACUCGCAAAUGCAGUACAACUUACCUUUGAAAAGUAUAAAUUGUACACGUUACUUAUUUAGACAUUUACUUGCAAAAGGUUGCAAAUAUCUGAUGAAUAAAAACUACUAUUCAAGAGUUUGAGAAUGAAGACUUUAUCACUUGGUUUAUUUACUCGGUUGGUAGAAGGAAUGAAAUCGUGUGAUAAAAGAAGUCCUGACGAAUCCACUCCCACAUUUUUUUACAUUAACAUUUAACUCUGUCCCUGUUUUGCAGAGUUUAGUGACACGUGGAGGUGACGCACACCGAGUAGCUUCUGUGUCUAUGAAGAUUUUACAUUUUCUGGUUUAAUCAAGUCUUCACAUUUCUUCUAGAUUAUAACGGGUUUCAGUGCCAAGUGUUUUUGUCAAAGCUGCAUUGGAAAGAAUGUUGGUUAAGAUGUUUCAUCAAUAAAAUAAUAUUCACUCGA
Messenger RNA from Hippoglossus stenolepis (Pacific halibut), 14973 nucleotides. It is a transcript of the gene prx, whose product is annotated as periaxin. Gene Ontology annotation, biological process: regulation of RNA splicing. The record is from RefSeq and is a predicted model, not a curated record. Gene Ontology annotation, molecular function: protein binding. Gene Ontology annotation, cellular component: costamere; nucleus; cytoplasm. NCBI's taxonomy places the organism in Eukaryota, Metazoa, Chordata, Actinopteri, Pleuronectiformes, Pleuronectidae.